UUCCAAUGCUAUCCCAAGCGCCUGGGCCCAGAGUGGCUGACUCCCUACCCAGGAUGCUCCCUCCAGUUGAGAAUGUUCUCAACCAAUAGCUGUUGUCAUCACUUUCCAAGACAUUCAGCUCUUGGGAUCAAAUUCUGGCUCCCCUAGGAAGCAUGUGGCAAGGUUUCGGGAGCCAUCGGGUCGGCCAUGUUAUGCUGGAAUAUUUAUAAGCACCUGAGGGUUAUCAUCCCCAUGUGGUAGAAAAUGAAACUGAAGCUCAAGAGAGCUUUGCACUCCCUACCCUUUUUUACACCUCAUUUUUCUCCAGCAUGUGGAAUUGAGGGAGCUUCAUGCAUCUAGCUGUCAUGAUUCCAAGAUUCUAUGACAUGUGGGAGAGAAUCCUAAGGUUCGGGGAGCCGCAGAGGUUUCGGGGGUUCUAGAAAUACGAGAUCCUAAGCCUAGGUGCUCCAAUAAACCCAGUGAGAGCAAGCCCAGGUUUCUGGUCUGUACCCGCUGGUGCAAGCCCAGAGACAAGCAGGCGCCACCAAUGAGCCCCUCUGCGGGUCUCCUCCCAGGUCCCACCUCACAGGCCAGCUGGAGGGCGCGAUCCUGGCAUCCCCCGACGGCCUGGGGCCCCAAUCCAGAGGCCUGGGUGGGCAGGGACCAAGGGCGUAGUCAGGGAGUGCCUUUUGCUGGAGGGCAACGGACCGGGGCGGGGAGUCGGGAGACCAGAGUGGGAGGAAGGCGGGGAGUCCAGGUUCCGCCCCCGGAGCUGACUUCCUCCUGGUCGGCUGCAGCAGCCGGGUGAGCGGCGGCAGCGGCCGGGGAUCCUGAAGCCAUGGGGCGCGCGCGCGAUGCCAUCCUGGAAGCGCUGGAGAACCUGACAGCCGAGGAGCUCAAGAAGUUCAAGCUGAAGCUGCUGUCGGUGCCGCUGCGCGAGGGCUACGGGCGCAUCCCAAGGGGCGCGCUGCUGUCCAUGGACGCCUUGGACCUCACCGACAAGCUGGUCAGCUUCUACCUGGAGGCCUACGGCGCCGAGCUCACCGCUAACGUGCUGCGCGACAUGGGUCUGCAGGAGACGGCCGGACAGCUGCAGGCGGCCACGCACCAGGGCUCUGGAGCUACACCAGCUGGGAUCCAGGCCCCUCCUCAGUCAGCAGCCAAGCCAGGCCUGCACUUUGUAGACCUGCACCGGGCUGCGCUUAUCGCGAGGGUCACAGACGUUGAGGGGCUGCUGGAUGCCUUGUACGGGACGGUCCUGAAGGAUCAGCAGUACCAGGAAGUGCAGGCCGAGUCCACCAACCCAAGCAAGAUGCGGAAGCUCUUCAGCUUCAUGCCAGCCUGGAACUGGACCUGCAAGGACUUGUUCCUCCAGGCCCUAAGGGAGACCCAGUCCUACCUGGUGGAGGACCUGGAGCGGAGCUGAGGCUCUUUCCCAGCAACAUUCCAGUCAGCCCCUGGCAAUCCCAACAAACUCAUCCUGCAUCUGAUGUUUUUGUACACAAUACAUGAAAAGCCAGCUUGAA
Messenger RNA from Cercocebus atys (sooty mangabey), 1505 nucleotides. It is a transcript of the gene PYCARD, whose product is annotated as PYD and CARD domain containing. The record is from RefSeq and is a predicted model, not a curated record. The coding region runs from base 818 to 1405 and encodes 195 amino acids. Gene Ontology annotation, biological process: innate immune response; inflammatory response; regulation of apoptotic process. NCBI's taxonomy places the organism in Eukaryota, Metazoa, Chordata, Mammalia, Primates, Cercopithecidae. The transcript has 3 exons.